GUGCCUGCGCAAUUAUGGGCUCUAAAAACAAAUCUAUAAACGCAAACUGUGAACGGGAUGGGGCCGCUGCCGGGUGUCUUGAGCGCGGUAUUUUCCGGACGGUAUAGGGCGUAGUGUGGGGAGGAUUACCUGUUACUCUCCUCGUGUGACAUAUGGAUGCCCAGCACAGCUGUUAUUAGUUGGGAUGUCUGAUGGGGACAUAGAAGGACCUAUGUAAUCGUCCUCAAUAGCGCCCCCAGCAGUAGUCAUGUGUUGCAAAUACAUUGUGGGCAGAGGCCUAGGCCACAGAAAGGCUCCUCUUCAUAUGCAAUGUGCCAGCAUGUCUGGCAGCGGCCUUGUAGUGUUCCUAGGUGCAGUGGUGUAGCUAUAGAGGUCGCAAUGGUCGCUAUUGUGACCGGGCCCCUUGCCACAUUCACAUGAUGGCCAGCGCUGCCUUCAUGUUAAUAAAUCAAUGACAUCUGCUGCUACCAGACCCGUCCAGCAGCGGAGUCUGUAUGAGGACCUGGGGACAGCGCGGCAGCAUCAGGACCCGGAAUAGGUGGGGACAGCGUGGAGGCAUCAUCACCCCAUGACUGUCCCACCCCUGCUUUGCCGCCGCAUUAAGUGACUGGAGGAGGGGCAGGGCAUAUACGGCGCCGAGUCCAGGAAGCCCUGCCCCUCUCCUUUCGUAGUGUAGCCUGACUGUUCGCUCAUCCACCUGACCGUCCGCUUAUUUGCCCGCUCAUCUGCCCAGCCAUUCAGUGUGGACCUUUCCCUUCCCUCCAGCCAGCCGACUCUGCUAUCCCGCCAGGCUUUAAUGCUGGAAAAUCUUCAGAAACACUCUUCUCCUCACACUGGUUUCCAGCCUAAUUCACAGAUGGGGGAAGAAAUGGGACAAAACAGUUUCAUAAAGCAGUACCUGGAGAAACAGCAGGAGCUGCUCAGGCAGAAAGAAGCUCGAGAGGCUCAGGAAACAGAAGAACCUUUUGCAGAGUCAGAGGAUGAAAAUGUGAACCCUGACAUAGUGCCAGAACCUCCUGAUAUUAUCUGUUCUGUUCUGAAAUUUCCAGAAGUAGAAUUGGGAAAACAUACUCCUAAAAAGGGUCAUCCUGUUAUGGAAGACCCAGAAGAAUCUGAAGAAGAGUUUCCCAAGAAGCGGGGGAGGAGAUCAUCUCGAGUUAAACAGACCAAAGUUCCUAAACAAAGUGUAGUUACACCACCAGUGCAAGAGCAAGAACCACGCAGAUCAUCAACACGUGCAUGUAAAUCUGCUGUAAAAGAAGUUGAAGAGGUAGGUGAAGAAGAGGAGGAAGAAAUGGAAGAAGAAAAGGAGCUAGCAGUUGAGAAGGAUGAGGAAGAAACUCCCAAAAGAAGAAGAUCCUCAAGAACAACUAUUCAACACAAAAAGUCACCAAAAUUGAAACGGUCCCCUUCUCCACCUCAGUUGUCAGAAACUCUUUCUAAACCAGCAACCCUUGAAGGAGAGGAGACUGUGGAGGAACGUGUUCCUCCAAUGCUGUCUCUUGAAGGUAUGCACCAGCAGAUUUCUGAGAAGCAAGUUUUACCAGUGUCUGAGAAAACAAGCUCUUCAAGGCUGCUCAUCAAAGAGAGCCCGAAGAGUCAAAGAUCACCACAGAAAUGGAGACGCCAGGCAAGAGAACGUAUUGAGACUGGUGCAGAUGCAGCAUUACAUCAGGCACCAGUAUCAACAAGUGUUAUUCAACAGACUGCACCCAAUGAACAGGAAGAUGAAAACGUGGAGACUGUAAAACAAGAAUCACAGGUGUACAAAGACACUAAAAAUGCCUCAACAGGAGCUUCUACCACAAAGGAUGCAAAAGUCAAAUCAUCUCUGGUAUUAAUGAAGCCUCCCGUUCGUUCAAAAUUGGAAGGGACAGCAUCUGUGUGUACACAAAGUUUGCAAAUAGUGGAGAAGUUAUCUUCAAGGGGUGUUCAGGCCAUGUCCAUAUUGGAAAAACAAGACCUUCAGCCUUGUUCUGAUGCAAAAGAAAGCCAGUCUUUGUCCAGCUCUCCUGAGUUUGUAAGAUCAAGUGCUAAGUCAAGAUCUUUGCAUGACAAAUCAGAUGUGAGUUCAUUGUUGGUUAGUGGUCCAAAUGAAUCUGAAAAAUCACCAGCUUGUUCCCCUAGCUUACCUAAGACAAGGAGGUUAAGGAUAAGAAGAUCAAGUGCACAUCAGGACCAAGCGGAAAAUGUAAAAUCUAUACAAAAAGUGGAUGUUCCGGAGAAAGCAAAAGCACCAGUGAUAUUCAAUGAGCCAGUGGAUAGUGAACAAAAAAGUGUUCUAAAAGUAUCUGAAGUAAGACCAGAGGAGAAAACUAAAAGAAAGCUCUCUAAGGCCGGCAAAAUGCAGAAAACUAAAUUGGAGGUAAAAUCAGAAGAUAUUGCUGAUGAACCUCAAUUAGGGGAUCCUUUAUUGUCAGUUUUAGAAACAGACACUAAAGAAACCAUCAGCACAAAGAUUGUCCCUGAUAAUUCUUUGACAGAGAGUGAAAAUAAUUUUGGCCCAUCCCCAAUGGAAAAGUCCUCCCUAGAUACUACAGUUCAGCAUACUGAGGAAACAUCUUUGAUAAAGACCUCAGAAAGGACUGCACAAAACAAGAGACCAUCCAUUACUGAAGAAACGUUGGAAAUGACAGACAAUAGCACAGAAGUACAAGACUCUGCAAAUGUGGCAUCAGCAGAAGCCAUUGUUCCCAAAACAGUCCCAGACAUACAACAGUCCACCUAUACAGCAGAGGAGACCUCAAUGAAGCCAUAUACAGAAACACAAAUCGUUCAUGAAUCUGAGUCUAAAAAAGUACCAGAAGAUUGCCCUAUGAUUGUAGAUGAUAUCACAGAAGAUACUGCAGUGCCUCCAGUGCCCAUCUCACCAGAUAAACAAGAAGCUGUAAAUAUAGAUGAAACUGUACAUGUUACUGUAAAUAUAGAAGAUCCCCCUAAUAUUUUACCAACUAAGAAUUUGGAACUGGUAGCCAAUCUGGAAAAUGCUGGACUAGUAGCUGAAGCAAUUCCAACCUCUUCAAGCAUUUCAGCAUUGUCCUCAUGUUCUACAGAAAAUUCCACUACUGCAUCUAAGGUACAUCAACAAGCUGAUAAUGUCUCUGUGCAUCAAAGUCCAGAAACACCAGUCACAAAUACGAUAAUCCAUAUUUCAGAAACAUCAGAACAGGACAGUGCUAUGGACAUAGAUGCCCCUGAAGAUAUUAUGGUUGAGAAGGAUUCAACAAAUAAUUCAGAAAGAGAACCUCUUGCCAGCUUCUUGGCACCUGAUGGGCAACAUAAUACUGUGGUUGCACCUGUAACAGUACCUGCAGCUGAAACAAAAGACAUCAUUGCACAGAUUACUAAAGAAGCUAUUUCUUCAAAAGAAUGUGAAGAAAAUAGUAUGGAUCUAGAGGAAGUUGGGUCCCAACCUUUAGAGAGUACUUUAAAUGCUCAGCAGUCUGAUGUGACAAUGGCAGAGGAGGAUGUUCCAGUUAUUGCACAGAAGGAGCACGAGUUGGCUGAAGAGCAUGUUCCAGUUAUUGCACAUGAAGACAAUGAAUUGGCAGGGAAGAGUGCACCAAUUAUUGAGAAGGAAGACCAUGAAUUGGUAGAGAAGAGUGCACCAGUUAUUGAGAAGGAAGACCAUGAAUUGGUAGAGAAGAGUGCACCAAUUAUUGAAAAGGAAGACCAUGAAUUGGUAGAGAAGAGUGUACCAGUUAUUGCACAGGAAGACAAUGAAUUGGCAGAGAAGAAUGUAUCAAAUAUUGCAAAGGAAGACCAUACAUUUGCAAAGAGUGCACCAGUUAUUGUACAGGAAGAACACAAAUUGGCAGAAAAGAGUGCACCAGUUAUUGUACAGGAAGAACACAAAUUGGCAGAAAAGAGUGCACCAGUUAUUGUACAGGAAGAACACAAAUUGGCAAAAAGUGCACCAGUUAUUGUACAAGAACAUAAAUUGGCAGAAAAGAGUGCACCAGUUAUUGUACAGGAAGAACAUGAAUUGGCAGAAAAGAGUGCACCAGUUAUUGUACAGGAAGAACAUGAAUUGGCAGAAAAGAGUGCACCAGUUAUUGUACAGGAAGAACACAAAUUGGCAGAAAAGAGUGCACCAGUUAUUGUACAGGAAGAACAUGAAUUGGCAGAAAAGAGUGCACCAGUUAUUGUACCGGAAGAACACAAAUUGGCAGAAAAGAGUGCACCAGUUAUUGUACAGGAAGAACACAAAUUGGCAGAAAAGAGUGCACCAGUUAUUGUACAGGAAGAACACAAAUUGGCAGAAAAGAGUGCACCAGUUAUUGUACAGGAAGAACACAAAUUGGCAGAAAAGAGUGCACCAGUUAUUGUACAGGAAGAACACAAAUUGGCAGAAAAGAGUGCACCAGUUAUUGUACAGGAAGAACAUGAAUUGGCAGAAAAGAGUGCACCAGUUAUUGUACAGGAAGAACAUAAAUUGGCAGAAAAGAGUGCACCAAUUAUUGCACAUAAAAAGCGUGAAAUAGAAGAAAAGAGUGCACCAGUUAUUGCACAUAAAAAGCGUGAAAUAGAAGAAAAGAGUGCACCAGUUAUUGUACAGGAAGAACAUAAAUUGGCAGAAAAGAGUGCACCAGUUAUUGCACAUAAAAAGCGUGAAAUAGAAGAAAAGAGUGCACCAGUUAUUGCACAUAAAAAGCGUGAAAUAGAAGAAAAGAGUGCACCUGUUAUUGUACAGGAAGAACAUAAAUUGGCAGAAAAGAGUGCACCAAUUAUUGCACAUAAAAAGCGUGAAAUAGAAGAAAAGAGUGCACCAGUUAUUGUACAGGAAGAACAUAAAUUGGCAGAAAAGAAUGCACCAGUUAUUGUACAGGGAGAACACAAAUUGGCAGAAAAGAGUGCACCAGUUAUUGUACAGGGAGAACACAAAUUGGCAGAAAAGAGUGCACCAGUUAUUGUACAGGGAGAACACAAAUUGGCAGAAAAGAGUGCACCAGUUAAUGUACAGGAAGAACACAAAUUGGCAGCAAAGAGUGCACCAGUUAUUGUACAAGAAGAACAUAAAUUGGCAGAAAAGAGUGCACCAGUUAUUGCACAUAAAAAACGUGAAAUAGAAGAAAAGAGUGCACCUGUUAUUGCACAUAAAAAGCGUGAAAUAGAAGAAAAGAGUGCACCUGUUAUUGCACAUAAAAAGCGUGAAAUAGAAGAAAAGAGUGCACCUGUUAUUGUACAGGAAGAACAUAAAUUGGCAGAAAAGAGUGCACCAGUUAUUGUACAAGAAGAACAUAAAUUGGCAGAAAAGAGUGCACCAGUUAUUGUACAAGAAGAACAUAAAUUGGCAGAAAAGAGUGCACCAGUUAUUGCACAUAAAAAGCGUGAAAUAGAAAUGAGUGCACCAAUUAUUGCACAUAAAAAGCGAGAAGUAGAAGAAAAGAGUGCACCAAUUAUUGUACAAGAACAUAAAUUGGCAGAAAAGAGUGCACCAGUUAUUGUACAAGAACAUAAAUUGGCAGAAAAGAGUGCACUAGUUAUUGCACAUAAAAAGCGUGAAAUAGAAGAAAAGAGUGCACCAAUUAUUGCACAUAAAAAGCGAGAAGUAGAAGAAAAGAGUGCACCAAUUAUUGCACAUAAAAAGCGAGAAGUAGAAGAAAAGAGUGCACCAAUUAUUGCACAUAAAAAGCGAGAAGUAGAAGAAAAGAGUGCACCUGUUGUUAUUGUACAGAAGGUGCAUGAAUUGGCACCAGUUAUUGGACAGGAAAAGGGUGAAAUGGAGACGGAAUUAAUUUCUGCAGUUCAUGAAAAAGCUUCAGCAACAGAACACUCAGAACAAAUUCUUUCUGUAGAACCAGUUGAACAUAAUGUGGAAGAACCUGAAAUAACUAUGUUACCAUCACCAGCACAAUAUCAGGUAGAUAACGAAUCUGUUAUGCAAUCUACAAAAGAAGAUGACCGUGAAAGUUUACAAAGGAAAGAGGGUGAGGUUCAGACUGUGUCAACGCCACCAUCACAGCUAAGGCAGACAGAAUGCAUUAUGGAUGUAGGUUUUGCACCAGACCAGAUAUUAUUACCUGAGGCUAAUAAGUCUGACAACGAUGAAGUUACUGAUGUAUUAGAAAAGACCAAAGCACAAAAUGAAGAUGAAUCUGUUAAACCAGACUGUGAUGCAUCACUUGUCCUUCAUACUACAGAUGAAUUGGUCCCCAAAAAAGAUGUAUACCAUGAAAUAGAAGAAGAUACUUAUGAAGCAGUAGAAGUUGUCAAGGAUGCCCCUGUGGUAGAAUUCCGUCGAAGUAGAACCUCUUCUUCAUCUUCCUCCUCCUCUUCCUCGUCUUCUUCAUCUUCAUCAUCAUCAUCAUCAUCUUCCUCCUCAUCUCGGUCAUCACGUUCUUCUACAGAGAGGUCAUCCCGUUCCAGACGUAGUUCCUGUUCAAAGUCCUCAUCACCAGAAAGGCAGGACCAGAAGUCAGAGUCCUCGAGGUCUUCAUCUCCUCACAGUGACAAGGAUCAGUUGUUUAGUGAGCGAUCUGAGACUGAAUGUCCUGCAAUCCUUUCCUCUGAAGUCUUGCCUUUGGAAACCUUACAGCCUCCACCAAAUACCUCAACACCUCCUCUACAGACCAUAGUGCGGCUGCAGAGAAAUACCUUUAACCAAGGACACAGUCCUUCCAAUCCGAGUCGCAGAGAACGUCGUAGGUCACAUGCAGCAUACGAUGCAGAAGAGCAAGAACAGAUUAAAAGAAUAAGAUUAGAGCCACAGUCUGAGGAUCAGGACCAAAAAAGUCCUGUCCCUGGGGAGCAAGAGGUGGAAGAGGAACACAGUCCAGGAGACAACAAUGUUGCACCAGAGAGCGAGGAGACCACCAUGGACACAACCGAGACCCCUACAGAGGGUGAAGUCCAAGAGACGGUACCGGCCCAACCCCAGGAAGAGAACUGUGACCCCGGCGACAAGAAAGAGAGUACAACACCACCAAGGACCUUUAAGAGGAAGAUCUCUGUUAUAUCUGCUGCAAAGUGUUCCAGUCAGCCUCCUCCAGCAUCUACUACAAACAGUGACAAUGAGGGAGCACACCCUGCCCGGCGAAGGCGAUGGGGCGCCAGCACCGCUACAACACAGAAGAAGCCUUCAAUCAGCAUUUCUACAGACUCAUUGAAGAGCUUAAUCCCUGAGAUCAAAGAAAUCAAGCAAGAGGCAGUGGUGGAUCUCCAUGCGGAGGAUGCUCGUAUUUCUGAAGAUGAAAGCGAACGCAAUGGAGAUGACAAUUCCCAUGACCAAGGCCUGAAAAUAUGCAGGACGGUCACGCAGGUGGUCCCUGCUGAGGUUCAAGAAAAUGGGCAAGAAGAGGAAGAGGUGGCAUGUCAAAAUCCGCCAGAGGAAGCCUCUGUUGCCGUUCAGGAGUCUAUUCCUGUGGAGGUAGAGCCACCCCCUCCCAGUGAACAAGAAGUAAAGAAUCCAUUACCAGAAAGCCCAGCACAAGCAGAAGUCAGAGUUUCUUUUGCCCUCCCUCCAGUUACACUGGGAGAUACUCUAUUGAGGCGAUCAAUCAGUCAACAAAAGACUAUCGUUUCUGUUACCAUUGAUGACCCUGUGCGCACUGCAUCUCAGCAACCUUCACCUCCUCUGCGGAAGCCAAGCUGUAUUGUACAUAUAAGUAAUCUGGUUCGACCUUUUACUUUAGGGCAACUUAAAGAAUUGCUCUCACGUACUGGCACGAUUGUAGAUGAAAAUUUUUGGAUAGACAAGAUAAAAUCUCAUUGUCUUGUCACAUAUUCUACAAUAGAAGAAGCUGUUUCUACCAGGAACUCUCUACAUGGAGUAAGAUGGCCCCAAUCCAAUCCGAAGUUCUUAUCUGUAGACUUUGCAGAGCAAGAUGAGCUGGAUUUCCACAGAGGUCUUCUUGCAGAGAGACCACCCGAACUGAAAGCAGAGGAGCCCCCACACCAACAUUCUCACCAGCACACACAUGCCCCUCCAUUACGAGGUGAACACCGGGAACAUGAGCGGGGUGUUCGAGAACAGUGGGCUGAGAGGGAGCGUGAAAUGGAAAGGAGAGAGCGUACUCGUUCAGAACGAGAAUGGGAUAGAGAUAAAAUACGAGAGGGCCCCAGGUCACGUUCCAGAGACAGACGACGUAAAGAGCAUGCCAAGUCCAAAGAAAAAAAGAAUGAAAAAAAAGAGAAAGUUCAAGAGGAACCUCCAGCUAAACUCUUAGAUGACUUAUUCCACAAAACCAAAGCUGCACCUUGUAUAUAUUGGCUUCCCCUUACAGAUGAUCAGAUUGUAAAGAAAGUAGCAGACAGGGCCGAGCGCGCAAAGGAGAGGGAGAAGCGCCGUAAAGAACAGGAAGAGCAAGAGGAGGAAGAACGAAAGGAACGAGCAAAGGAAAGGGAGAAAGAAGCAGAGCGAAACAGAGAGCGAGCACGUGAUGCAGAAAGAGAAAAAAGGAGAGAGCACAGCAGAGAACACCCCCGUGAGAGAGAACGUAGGGAUCCUAAAAGACACAGCAGGAGUCGCAGCAGGAGUACACCAGUGAGAGAUAGGGGAGGGCGACGUUGACUCUAGUCUGAUGCAUUUCCUGACUGUCCACUCAGCUGCUAUACCCCUGUCAAGGGCAGGUGGCGAUAAAGGGUAACUGCAGGUGUUCAAAGGAGCAUUGCAUACCAGGCCCUUUCUCAAGCUAAUUGUUUCUUUUGAAAGAAACACUCAGGCAAGGAGACUGCGUCCUUCUAUAGGAUUCAUGAUACUGUCUCCCUGUAUUCAAACUCCCAUUCUCGGAUCAUUGUCUAUUUUACUCUUCCGUUUCUUUCCAAUUUUUAAGUUUUCACUCUGCUGUCUGGAUUGUAAUUUAGAUCGUCAUUUGCUCAUCAUUGGACCUAAAAAGUUUGUGCAAUGAGGCUUCUCCCUCUGGUAACCUUGCACCUGUCAAAGUGUCAGGCAAUUGGUUACUUUAUUCUCCUUUGGCCACAUGUGGCAUCUUACCCAGUUAAAAAAAAAAAUUUUUUUUUUUAUUUUGUGUUCCUUUUUAUUUUUUAUUAUAAAUAUGAAGUGGAUUAUCAGAAAAUAAAAUUCUGCAUUAGUUUUAUAUCUUCGAUGUCUUACCUGUCUUGAUACCACAUGCAAUGUAAAAUAGAUGGUUUGUUGGGUUGUUUUUAGCACAGAUCACAUCCUGACAUAAAUGAAACCUUAGGUCUUUUCUUUUACCCAAUAUUACAAAUGUACAUACUAAUAUGAAACAAAAUUGUAGUAUUGGUUGGCUAGGAAUGUGCUGUUACUGUAUUUUUGUUCUGUCAUAUGUUUUGAUGUGUGCUUAUACAUCAAAUACAUACUGUUUUUUUUAUGUCCUUCUAUUAUGUAUUUGGUCACUAGGUUAAAGUGACGAAACAUUAUAGAUUUAUAUAAAGAAUAUUGUUUUUUGGAUGGGGGGAUUUAAAAAAAAAAUUACAUGACCUUGUUGGGAACAAGACGAAAACUUUGUGUUCCUCACAGAUAUGCAGUUUGAAUUGAAACUGACGAGGGUUACCAACACAAAGCUGAACAUGUGGUCUCAUAGAGUGGGUGACCUUCUUUCAAACAAGGUUUUGAGCACCAGAAUUUGUAGACUCACUGCGAAGUUUUGCGCAAAAGUAAAAAUGUGCUAAUUUAGAGAAACUAGCAACGGGGCCAUUCUUAUUGCUCUUUUAUUGACUAUUGCACUGCCAUCUCCCCUUCUUGGCUGUGGGGAGCGAUGUCACCUGAAGAAGUUAAUAGUAAUGAAGGGACGGGGGGAAGAUGGCAGCGUUAUCACCACUGAAAGAGUAAUGCGAACGCCCCAGUUGCUAGUUAUGCUUUUGCUCAUAACUCUGCAACAGGUCUACACAUUCUGGUGAUCGAUAGGUCACCCACUCUGAGCCUAUAUGUUCAUCGUAGCAUGGGUGACUCUUGUCAGUUUCCCUAUAAAACCAGAAAAUUACAUGUUACACACUUCAGAAUUUCUAGCUUAAAAUAGAGCAUAUAGAAAUGCAAUUUCUAGUUUGGUGGUUGCAGCAUAUAAGAAAGUUUAUUCUGUUAGUAAAACUGUUUAAAUUAUUACUUUAUACCAUAUUGAUUUUAUAUUGAUGCACAUUAUUUGUUUUAUAUUGUAAAUAACUCAAUUGGAAUGGUUUGAGGUUGGUUUAUGUAGGGUAUUAAGAGGACACAGCUUAAUUUGCUUUCAAAGUAAACCAUUCAGUAGAUUUCCCCAUAGAUGAUAUGUGCAUAGCGGUGUGGCUCUUUCUUUGCAAGGAACAUAAGCAGAAGUGCUGCACCAUGACAAUUGUGACGGACAAAGAAAUACAAGCUGCUUGGAUUUAAUCUUGUACAAAAUCUUCCCCACAUAUGUAUAAAAGCCUGCUGGGUAAGAUGUGAAUGCAGCAUUUAUAAGUAUAGCACAAUAAGACAUUAGCAUUUGUACAAAAUAUCACCACAUUGGAUAGAUGAGAUUUGCAGGCAUUUAGCAAUGAAAUUUUGUACUGUAUACAUUUGCCUAGAGUAUACCAGAAAUAAUGUAAAUAUGCAAUAAAUUCUAUUAUUCUGCCCACUG
Messenger RNA from Hyla sarda, 10514 nucleotides. It is a transcript of the gene ACIN1, whose product is annotated as apoptotic chromatin condensation inducer 1. Lineage: Eukaryota; Metazoa; Chordata; Amphibia; Anura; Hylidae. The record is from RefSeq and is a predicted model, not a curated record. Gene Ontology annotation, molecular function: RNA binding. Bases 797 to 8512 code for a protein of 2571 amino acids. The transcript has 19 exons.